CAGUGUAGCAUUUAGGCAGUAGCAGGUAAGCAUUUGGAAAGCUGGCAGAGUAUCGUGAGGACGUAAUACAUAGGACAGCAACGUUUUUCACGCAAAAAAAAUGCACUGUGCUCUCGCGGUCUUCACCUCGAUGGUUCUGGUGCUGCUGCUGGCGUUAGCAACCUGCGCGCAACCGAUUGGCGACUGGCCUGAAAGCGGCUCCAAAAGGCAAGUCACGGGAGUUAUUCCUGACUUGUGUCACCCGCCGUUCAAGAUGAUAAGAAAGCGGUGUCGCCUGGUCUCGCGGAAACGCGCCGCAGGGAGACUUCAGCAGCUACUCAAUGAUACUCUUUGCUACAAGCUGGAGAGGAAGACGCCUAAGUGUUGCUUUAGAAAUAGAAAGAAGUGCAAGAAACCUUGCCCACGAGGACGUCUAAUUCAAGGUAGACUAUCGUGCGUUGUUACUACUCGGAACAGCAUUUUGUUUUCCUACAAAAUGCGCUUUCCUCCCGCUGUCUUACUUUCGACCGUUCUGGUGCUGAUCCUGGCGUGGACUACCUUCGCGCAGCCGAUUGGCGACUGGCCUGAAGAAAGUAGCUACAGAAGACAAGUUGGGGACAUGCCCGAACAAUGUCACCCGCCGUACAAGAUGAUCAGAGAACGGUGCCGCUUGUUAAUGGACAAACGCUCCCUAGAGGGGGCUCAGCAUCUACUCCGUCGCUAUGUCUCGCCGCGUAUCCACGUCGUCGCCGCCGCCGCUGCUGCUGGUGCUGGCGGCGACGGUGCUGCUCCUGGCGGCGAGCGCGAGCGCCGGCCGGCGCCGCCAGGGCCAAAUCCACGACCCGGCCGCGCCCACCACCACCACUACCACCACCGCCGCACCCGACCAGGCGGGCAUCAUCCUCCUGCGGGACAACCCACGGAGGAACUGCCCGCCCAACCUCAAGUGGAAGCACGGACGCUGCCGCCCGGUGGUUCCGGGACCGUAAGCGCGCUGCUGGCGGUGGUCGCGGCGCUGCUGGCGCUGGAGGCCGAGGGCGGGCUGCGGCGCAAGGGCCCGCACGCCAUCCCGCCCGCGCUUCGCCCGCCCGGCACCGCCGCCGACGCCCAGACGCGCGACCACGACGACCCCAUGCGCAGCAACGUGGUCGACAUGCCCGAGAUCGCCAAGGGAGAGCCCAAGUCGUGCCCCGAGGGCCACAGGUGGUCGCGGCACAGAAUCAGUAGGAAGUCUGCGACAGAACCGUGACAACGCCAUGUUUGGGGACGAAGUCGACUACUGAAUUCGACGCCAACUCUGCCACCGACCACGCAACCCGACGAGCUGAACUACCGGCCCGCCGGCAAGCGACCAACCCAUCAACGGACGAACCAGUCAAGAUUUUAGGAUCCAAAUUAUUUCACAAAUCUUUUAUGUACAGAUUUAGAAUUUAUCCCAUAAAAUGCACAAUCCCCUCCAUAUUUAGAACAGUGACUUCAUCCCACGUAUAGAUUGUUUCCAGUAAAUGUCGCAGAAGCUUUCUGAAUCUUUAUAAUUUUAGUUUUUCAUUUGUAUAAUAAGCUACACUCUUUAAUAGAUCUACAUGCUAAAGUUUUGUAUUGUCCCUAUAUACUUUAGUUCAUUUUACAGAUUUUAAACGAAUUUUAACUAUAAAAUAGAUUUCACGAUUUUAAAAAUAUUAGUGUUGUUGUUAUCACAACAAACUACGUAUUUCGAUCACAAGAAAAUAAAAUGAUAUUUUCUUUUGCAUUUAUGUGAGAGUCAGUUCACUUUCAAAAUAUUUAUAUUUAAGUUUUGUAGUCUAUUUAUAUAUAAUCCUAUGUUUAAAUAAAUAAAAAUAUGCAAAAUUAAAA
This is a messenger RNA of Gryllus bimaculatus (two-spotted cricket), 1833 nucleotides long. The record is from the annotation of a GenBank genome assembly. Lineage: Eukaryota; Metazoa; Arthropoda; Insecta; Orthoptera; Gryllidae.